Messenger RNA from Lathyrus sativus (Indian pea), 1410 nucleotides. Lineage: Eukaryota; Viridiplantae; Streptophyta; Magnoliopsida; Fabales; Fabaceae. The record is from the annotation of a GenBank genome assembly.
AUGAGUCAUGUUCUUUGGUUUUUUAUCCUAUGGAUAACAAUGAUUCUUUUCAUCCAUAAUGUGGAAGGAAGAUACCAUCAUCACAAGAAACCAAAGAAAAUUUCCCCUGCUCCAAGUGACCCUUCACCUCCUUCUCUCAAUCCUCCUCCUCCCAGUGUUCCUUCUGAUCCAUAUCCGUAUCCAAAUGACCCUGGAGAAUCUCCUUCAGACUGCAUUUUCGAUGUACGGUCGUUCGGAGCGGUCGGAGACGGUGAAGCUGAUGACACAGCUGCAUUUAGAGCAGCAUGGAAAGCAGCUUGUGCAGUUGAAUCAGGAGUUCUUUUCGCUCCCGAAAACUAUUGCUUCAAAAUCACUUCUACUAUCUUUUCAGGUCCAUGCAAACCAGGACUAGUUUUCCAAAUUGAUGGAACUUUGAUGGCACCAGAUGGACCCGAAUGUUGGCCUGAGGCAGAUAGUAAGAAUCAAUGGCUUGUAUUUUAUAGACUUGAUCAAAUGACUCUAAACGGGACAGGAAUUAUCGAAGGCAACGGCGAAAAAUGGUGGAAUCUUCCUUGCAAACCUCACAGGGCUCCUAAUGGACAAAGUAUUUCAGGACCAUGUGAUAGCCCAACAAUGAUAAGGUUCUUCAUGAGCUCAAAUUUGGUGUUAAGUGGGUUGAAAAUACAAAACAGUCCUCAAUUCCAUGUGAAAUUUGAUGGUUGUGAAGGAGUACUAAUUGAUAAAUUGUCCAUUUCUGCACCAAAACUUAGUCCCAAUACUGAUGGAAUUCACUUAGGAAACACAAGGGAAGUUGGGAUCUAUAAUUCCAUGAUAAGCAAUGGUGAUGAUUGCAUUUCAAUUGGUCCUGGUUGUUCAAAUGUGAAUGUAGAUGGUGUUACUUGUGCUCCUACCCACGGAAUUAGCAUUGGAAGCCUUGGAGUACACAAUUCACACGCAUGUGUCUCAAACCUAACCGUUCGAAAUUCGAUCAUAAAAGAAUCGGAUAACGGACUAAGAAUCAAAACAUGGCAAGGAGGAACAGGAUCAGUGACAGGUUUAACAUUUGACAACAUACAAAUGGAGAAUGUGAGAAACUGCAUCAACAUAGACCAAUUCUACUGCUUAUCGAAAGAGUGUAUGAACCAAACAUCGGCUAUUUACGUAAACAAUGUGUCCUACAGAAAAAUAAAGGGAACUUAUGAUGUUAGAACACCUCCUAUACAUUUUGCUUGUAGUGACACUGUUGCUUGCACAAACAUAACUCUCUCUGAGAUUGAGCUUUUGCCGUAUGAAGGUGAAUUGGUAGAAGACCCUUUUUGUUGGAACGCGUAUGGAAGACAAGAGACUUUGACUAUACCUCCACUGGAUUGUUUGAGGGAAGGCGAACCUGAAACUGUUGUGGAGCUCUCUGAUUAUGAAUGCAGUGGUUAA